GAGCGCGGCGCACGCGCAGCCAACUUCGCUUAGAUCGCCGCGCGCGAACAACGAUAGUGUCUUGUUUAUGUGACUUGUUUCUGAUAACGCUGAUAACGAAUCAAGGGAUUGUUUCACUGGAUUCUCUUGAACCCUUUACUGGAUUGUUUUGUUGUUGUGAAGCUGUUGUCAAAAUGUAAAUGGACUCGGUGCUUGCUGUUAUUGCGAUCUCCGCUUGAAUCACUAGAAGCUGAACCAAUGGACAGAUUUGAGAAAAUACUUUCUUACAAGAAGCAAAAAUCUAGUUGGAAACAAAGAAUGACAGCCGGUUGAUAGAGCGCCGCCAUGAAGGAAGGAACUUCUCUAGUUAGUUCGGGGUUGGCUCUAGAGAUGGCGUUAAUAAUGUUAUUGCUGGGUGUAGCAGGGGCGACUAGUAGUACUGGCCGCGGCGGAGAGAUGGCGCUAGCGAACGUUACCCGAUCAAAUAAUGGGGAUCGUUUUACACUCGUUGGUUCUGACUGCGGCCCGACACGCUGCAUGGAGGUGUCCCACGGCACGGCGCUGUCAGCCCUGGGGGCCGGCGACUGCGUGUGCCAGUGUCGGAGGGAGACGCCUGCCUUCCGCGAGGACCAGAGGAUCUGCGUCAACCACAUCGAUGAAUGUGCAAUGGCUACAUUCGGCCGCGGGGCGAAGAAGCCGCAGAUACCUUUCGUCUUCUUACCGAUGAAGGGACAAAUUAUUUAUCCAGCAAAAGAAAUCAUUUUUACAGAUGUGGAGGAUUCGAUAUGCGCAGUAACGAGUGCGCAGUACCUGUCGUCGUCGGGUUGGAUGACCUUGAGAGACCUUGUGGACAAUGACGUGCCUUUCAGUUUGUAUAGAGACGAAGGCAGCACAUUUUUACAGUGGCGAGGGUCACCAGCCCUGCACACGCGGCUGGAAGGUCGACUGGUGGCCGCACAUGUUCUUUGCUCAGCACCAGCACCCACCCGCCUCGCUGCCUCCUGUGCCGCUUUCAGGAUAUCGGGAUCCUCGCAUAACGCGUUGCUUGAAAAUGUGCGUUCAAUACCCUUCCACGCUGGUGAGGUCGUGACAUCAGAACCAUCAACGCAGAGCCAGGGUUUGAGCGUCCUAGAGUCACUUGCUAUCGGUGUCUGCGUACUGAUGCUCAUCUUCGUGUAUGCUGCUGGUAUCAUCUUCUACAUACACUACAAGCAACGCCAGAGGAAGAAAGAAAAAGAUCCCGAGAUGAACGCUACUUUGUCUACUGACAACGGAUCUACUCUCGGUUCCAGAAUUGAUUUGGAUAACGUGAUGCUAAAAACAAACCCGCUACUGAAAAUGGAUAAUUUAGGCAGCCUAGGUGCAGAUUUCAUGAAUGAUGCUGGUUUGUCGGAUGUCAGUGAACGUACAGAAGACACUCUUGAUUCGUCUCCUAGUGAUUCGCAGAAGUUCCAGAAGCUAAAUUCCAAUGUGAUAUCAGCUAUGGUUCACACACGUCGCAAGAAACCAUCUCGGCCUUCGUUACGAUCAGUGUCCUCGCCGGACCGCUUGCAAGAACGUCUGCAACGGAGGUCUGCUUCUCCCGAAAUAGAAAGAGCUCCGCAUUCAGAGCUAGCCAUAGUGGAUUGCAGUAUGGAGAAUAAUAUGAUUGAACGCCAACACUCGCCGCCCUCAAUCGGAGAACCAGCCAUUAGAAGGAAGCUCUAUUUUAAUCCUGUUUUCUUUGAAACAGAACAUCUAAAGGAUCCUCCUCCAGCUGCCAUAGAGUUUCUUCUGAAAAUUAGAGAGGUGAUGUCUAUCGCAAAAGAAAAGAUGACGAAUAAGAGGUUUAUUCCAAGUCUUUCUGACAUUCCAGAAGAGGAGUCUUAUCACUCCAUAGAUCUUGGAUGGGACAUUCCUUGCGCGCGACGUGGUCGCAGAUUCAGCGCAAUAAGUUUGAAACGUGAAAAUAGUAGAAGGGCCCUACAUUGCGGUGGUUGUCCUGGUUGCGACAACCGAGAGCCUAUAAAGCCUACAUUAACUCGUUCUCUUUCAUGUAAGUCUUGUGUUAGCGAUGACUUCAAGCAGAGAAUUGUUCGUAAAUGGCUGGAUGAAGUUCCGUCUCCGGAUCCGCGGUCUACAGGGUCUAGACCUGUUAAGUCCAUUGCGAAAGUUAGUGGCACACCAAGAGUGGUUGAGCCUAAGAAACAAGAGUCCAUUGCUAGUUCUCCUGAAUUGUCUCGUGCUAAAUCUCCAUAUCAAAGUCGUGUCAACUCACCGGAGCCGAACCUCAUAAAAUCUACAGAACCCAAGAGCAUCGAGUCCCCUGUUUCAAGACGUAUUCGUUCACCUGAACCGAUACAUAAGAUUACACCUGAGUUGAAACGAACCAAAUCUCCGAUAGUACUCCAUAUUAGUUCGCCAGAAUCAACGCCUCGAAUGAAACGUGUUGCUUCCUCCGAGUCUAUGCGUGUUUGCUCUCCAGAGUUACGUAUCAGGUCACCUGAACCACCUCGAUCGAAGACACCUAUAUCAGAAGAUGAAAGUAAACUCAAACCUUUUAAGAUGUUUGAGUCUAUUAAUAAUAAAAAAGAAAGUAAAACAGAUAAUUCUAAAAUCAAAAGACCGAAAUUAUUACAUGGCCAGGAAAAACCCACAAUAAUUCACAACGUCCCAUUAGACCAGCAAAGUACGAUUGAGGGACAAACUAUCGUUAAUCCAAUUAUAGCCUUAGACAGUAAUAUUUCAGUGCAACAAAAAACAGCUGCUUUGGUUAUACCAGAAAAAAGAAGUCCUACUACGCCUGAAAAAAUAAGUCCAUCCAGCCAUGCAUCUCGACGUAUCAGGAAGAGACUACCACCUCCACCGCCACCUCCUACCGUUCCCCCCAAGCCAACUGUUAUUAAACAAGAAUUGGAACCCAAAGACGAGGACGCUUCAAUACCGCUAGAUAUUAAAGUUAAAAUGAAAGCAGUUAUACAAGAGCUUCAUAAAUGUAGAAGAGUUGAAUCUAAAGAGCUAGACGAAUUUACAACAGAAACUAUUGAACCAAUUCCUCCCAAACUAGUAAUACCUGUAGUCGCUGCUGACACACAUUACUUUAGCGAUGACAACAUGUUAUCUGAUGUGCGUAAAAAGAACUUCUUUGUGCAGCGUGAACCCUUUGUUGAGAUGGAUAGUUUAGAACGUAACAUGCUGAAGAGGCGAAGGUUUUCAUUGGCAUGUGGGCCUGAACUUGCUUAUAGAGCGGAUCAAGGAUAUAAAAACGAUUUGCAAUCGUUACGUGACACAUUGACAAGAAGCUGGCGUGACGUUAGGAAAGUGGAUAGUUACCAGAUAGAGCCACUGAAAGAUACACCGGUACCUUUAAGCAGAAGCUUCCCUGUAAGCGAGAUAUUUAUAGAUACCAGUGAGCCAUUAUACGAUAACAUUGCCAAGCCAGGACCAUUGACAAUUAAGGUAAGAGGGUCUCCUAUCGAAGCCCGUCGCACUGCUGGCGAUGAAUUUGAUCCUGAUACUUUGGAUAGAAAACCUAAGAAAGAAGUCUCAAAGAAACGUGUGGAAAAGAUCUUGUUGAAAUCGGGCGGAAGCUUUAAACACAAAGUUGUUCCACAUGAAUGUACAGGAAUUAAAAAUCAACCUGAACCAGUAUUUACAAGAAAAAUCGGAAGUUUACGGCAGAUAUAUGAAGCAAAGAAUAAGACUCAAGAAGAGAAAGUUAUAUUCCCAUAUUAUGAGAGACGUGGCAGUGUACCACACGUGAGUUCUGAGCUGUCAUCGCUUGUCAAGUCUGUUAAGACGUCAGAUUUGAUUCGCAGAAUUGAAAGUCAAAAAGAUAAUAUAAAACCUCCGAUACCUCCUAAACAGAGACGCGGUUCUGACGUAUCUUCUAAAUUCAUAGGAGAUAGUCCACCUGGUGAAAGGCGAAGGUCACCAGAAGAAAGGGAACGUUACCAACAAUAUCUAAGAGGGGAGAAUCUGAAACGUUCAGGUCGACGUUCGAAUCGCACUAGAUCACGUCGAACGGAUAUAAGAAAGUUCUAUAGAACUGAAGAUUCAGGGUACUUAAGUACCGAUUCAAAUGAAUCAAAACGCCGAGCAAAUUAUUUAAUGCAGUUGAAGCCAAAAAGCUUACCUGAGCCCUCUGCUGUGCCACCCCCUCCCACUAUUGUGAGGACGCCAAUUUUGCAGCAUAUUGAGUCUGAUACUGACGAUAUGGAAUCUAUUUGUGAUGGGCGCAGUGAGUCUGGUGGAGAGAGCAUCGAAACAGAUUCUGUUUUCUUCGGCAAUUUUGACGAAUCAAAGCAAAUGCUUGCUGAGUUGGGGAUGACGAGUUAUGAGAUCAACCGCAAGUUAAGUCACCAUGAGCAGAUUGAUUCUGGGUUCAUGGGCGAGACAAAUAUUAUAUUGAGUGGAGACAGUGACUCGGAACACAGAAGUGUGAUUUCGAUAGUUACCGGGCGCGAUGGUCGAGGGUCGGCGGCUUCCGUGACCAAGUUGACAGACGACCCGUAUAUCCAUUCUGUGGAGUGCUGAUCAUCGAAGAAUAUUGUAAAUAAUACAGUAGCCAAAUAUGUUGCAACUAACAAUAAAAUUAAGCGAUUAUUACACUAAUUGUAUGUGAAUUUGUUAACGUUAUUUAAUACACUCGAUUUAAAAGUAAAGUAAGUAAGCAUGGAUAGAUUUAGAGAGAGAUAUAGAAAUGAGUACCAGUAGGAUACAGUCGCCGAUUUUUACCUCAUAAUAAUGUAUAGGUUAUUGCAAGGGUUGAUCUGCCUGGGAAGUUAUCUGUAACCUUGACUAAAAUGAUAAAUAUUAUCGAGUAACGAAACACAUCCCACCUAUUCAAUUUCUUGGUGCCUUAUUUAGAAUUAAUAGCAAUAAGAUCACAAAAUCAAAUUAUAUACCCAGAAUAGUUUCGGUAUUUUUAAAAGAAAAUAGAUUUUAUUGUAAAUAAUAUUUAGUGUUAACAUGACAAUUUGUAAAUUUUAUGUAACCGGCCGGUUGUGCAAUUAAAAAUAAAAAUGUAUACAUAGGUAUUCAGGACAAGUAUUGAAAUUAACAUUGUGGUGUAUGGUACGUAAGAGGCUCAAUUAUUUAUUAAAAAUAUAUAUAUUUUAAAGAAAUUAUUACAAAAAUAUUAUUUUAGUCGGAUUGUUUAUGGACAUAGGU
Molecule: messenger RNA, 5130 nt
Organism: Pectinophora gossypiella (pink bollworm)
Lineage: Eukaryota; Metazoa; Arthropoda; Insecta; Lepidoptera; Gelechiidae
Exons: 10
Coding region: 325-4494 (1389 amino acids)
Biological process (GO): imaginal disc-derived wing hair organization
Cellular component (GO): cell cortex
Source: RefSeq, a predicted model, not a curated record